Molecule: messenger RNA, 345 nt
Organism: Neurospora crassa OR74A
Lineage: Eukaryota; Fungi; Ascomycota; Sordariomycetes; Sordariales; Sordariaceae
Exons: 2
Coding region: 16-345 (109 amino acids)
Source: RefSeq, a predicted model, not a curated record
CCACAACACCAACUGAUGGGAUGUACUUUUUCAAAGUUGUGGGCGUCUUCAGGAACACUCAUCAGGCCCUCAUUUCUGAUGGAAUUCUCUGGCCAAUCUCUAUCGCGCGUAGAGUUUGAAAUUCAGUCGGACGACUGGACCAAUAUUCCCGGGCUUGAGAUCCCCCGAUGCAGUGGACAGCUUGCCAUGUCCAUGACAACACAUGGCCGGGUUAGGAUUCUGCUCGCCCGCACUGCCGGCACGCUCCCGAACGCAUACCGCAAGUCCACGUUCAAGUUUGACCCAUCGCAUUUUACAAGGGUAAAAUGUCACCCAAUAGUCCAUACCUCGGCCAUUGCGGGGUAA